Messenger RNA from Candidozyma auris, 594 nucleotides. RefSeq names its product Ucf1p (gene UCF1). The transcript has a single exon. The record is from RefSeq and is a predicted model, not a curated record. Bases 1 to 594 code for a protein of 197 amino acids. Lineage: Eukaryota; Fungi; Ascomycota; Pichiomycetes; Serinales; Metschnikowiaceae. Gene Ontology annotation, biological process: energy reserve metabolic process.
AUGGUCAAAUCUAAGAAGAACCAAGUCCUUGAGUUGGACUUUGACAAGCUUGAGAAGCUCGAGCACGUUGGACCGGUGCCCAAGUCCAGAUCGUCUUCCAUCACCUCAAUCGAGUCGGAGGACGGUAGCAUCAAGGAGGUGUUGAAGCCUCCACCAAGAAAGGACUUCGAUGACCUUAUUGCCUUCGAGUCGUAUAUUCGUGAUGAGACUUGGGAUAACGACUACGACUACUGCCACGCUCAUUUAUCCUACUACCCACCUUUCAUCAUGAAGGAGAUUAAGGGCAAUUUGGAGAAGAUCAAGCCCACAAUGAACAAGAACUCGAGAAAGUUUAGACGUAACUUGCAGCACCACAUCAAGCGCCAUUUGAUGGCUGAGAUGGAGAAGUGCUCAGGCUUCCAGAUGGACUUUGGUAAGGCUGUUGUUGAAGAGUCGCCAAAGAACAUUGUCUGGAAAUUCAAAGAUGAAGGCAAUCAUGGCUUGCCCGAAGAGGAGGAAGACUUGUACAAUAGACACUGGAAAUUGGAGUUGGAGGUCAAAUGCAACAACGAGACCCCAAUGGUUGAGGUUGACUACAAAGCGAUUCCUAUGUGA